GCACGCUAGCAGUGUCAAACAUAGCUAGCUAUGUUUAUAUAUAAUACUCUUGUAUCAUCUUGAAAUUCACGCCUUUUGACAAUAAUUUUCAAUCAUUUUCAGAAUGAAAAUAAAGGACAAGAAUCGUCUAACCCAAAGAGAAAAACUAGAGAAAAGUGAACGUAAACGUAAUCUCCGGCAAAAUCGUCUGUUAAAUCGCGUAAAACAGGAAUUUGAAUCACUUGCAAAGGAGAAAGCAUGUAGCACGAAGGUGGAAGUAACCCCCGUUAGUGAAGCCGGACAUGUUUCCACGAUCAGCAUAGCCAUACCUGGUUCGAUAAUGGACAACGCGCAAUCACCUGAACUGCGAACAUAUCUCGCCGGCCAGAUAGGGCGAGCCGCUUGUAUAUUUCAGAUCGACGAGGUGAUCGUUUUCGAUGACUGUGGUUUAAACAACCAGCUAACGGAUCAAUUAAAGACGAUGCAAACAACUGAAGGGUCGACCGCGGCUCGACGCUGUUGCAUACAGCUCGCACGUAUCCUGCAAUACCUAGAGUGUCCACAAUAUCUCCGAAAGUACUUCUUUCCACUGCACAAUGACCUCAAAUUCAGUGGGCUGCUGAAUCCACUAGAUUCCCAGCAUCAUCUACGACAGCAAAGCGAGUUCAUAUUCCGAGAGGGUAUUGUCACGAAUAAACCUGUUAAGGGCAAUAAGCCCGGUGCCUUCGUGAAUGUUGGACUCCUAUACGACGUGCUGGUAGAUACGACACUCGAGUCAAACCUACGUGUAACGGUUAAAAUGCCUACAGGUACGGAUUUAAAAUCGAAGAAAAUACGAGCAAAGGUAGUUCCACCUUCACUGCCCCGUCAUGAAACGGGUAUAUACUGGGGUUACACAGUACGAAUUGCUAACUCUCUGUCGCAAGUAUUCACGAAAAGUCCAUACCGUGGUGGGUACGAUAUGACCAUCGGUACUUCAGACAGAGGCAGGAACGUACACGAUUUAGAACCAAACAGUCUUUCCUAUCAACAUGCACUUAUCGUCUUUGGGGGUGUACUAGGUCUGGAACCGGCGCUCGAGAAUGAUCAAAAGCUAACGGUUGACGCAGUUCAAGAUCUGUUUGACGAAUAUGUCAACACUGUUCCCGCACAAGGUUCCCGUACUAUACGUACGGAGGAGGCCAUUCUGAUUUCCAUGGCGACACUAGGCAGCAAGCUUAAGCCCAUUAAUGCUCCCAAAACAUUUACCAGUUUUGACACUAUCCCACGGAGUCUGGAUACUGGUAUAAAACAGUACGCAUUUAAUGAAAAGCGCUUCAAAACGGAUGGUACGGAUGCACUGAAGAACGAGAAGCCUGUUAUCAUGCCUAGACCAACAUUGGCUACAACACCGUCCGUCGACAAGUACGGUGAUAUGUCACGUUUUGAUUAAGGUUCUUUGGAAGAGCUUGAAUAUGAACAAUAAAGAUUUAUUUUCGUAGCAUUACUGCCCCGACUGCA
Molecule: messenger RNA, 1479 nt
Organism: Anopheles funestus (African malaria mosquito)
Lineage: Eukaryota; Metazoa; Arthropoda; Insecta; Diptera; Culicidae
Product: putative methyltransferase C9orf114
Exons: 1
Coding region: 104-1411 (435 amino acids)
Source: RefSeq, a predicted model, not a curated record